AUGGCUGGAGCAAUUGUUGAUUUUGUAGUUGGAAAGCUGAAGGAGCAAGCUUUCCAAAACGUAAUAUUCCAGUGGGGAAUCAAAGCUGAGGUGGAGAAAAUCACUGCUCGGCUAGCCAACAUGAAAGGCUACGUUGAGGAUUCUUCAGGCAAAGGGAAACAAGACACCAAAGUAGCAGAGAGCUGGGUGACACAACUGAGGGAUACCACACUUGAAGUUGAGGACUUGGUGGAGGAGUUCAUGUUGGAUUCCAAGCUUCUGGAACUCAAUACUCCUCCCUUCAAUUUUUGUGAAGUCAAGUCCCUGUUUGCCAACGUGCAGAGCUUGGUGGAGAGGGUGAAGAUACAGUUUUGCUUCCAUCAGCAGUUAAAAACCAUGGAUGAGAAGCUACUUGCUCUAGAGACAGACAAAUCAAAGUACGGUAUAAAACUCAAGACAAACGACGAUGGAAGAAAUGAGUUACUGAAGGGCAGUGGGAGUGGAUAUAUGAUGGGGAUAGAAGCAGUGGGGAUUGACAAGCAGGUGGAGGAGACAGCAGAGCUCAUUCAGAAGAAAUGUAGUGAGCGGAUGUUGGUGAUCACGGUUUGGGGAGCUGGAGGUUGUGGGAAAACUACUUUGGCCAAGCAAGUUUAUGAAAGAGUGAAGAAUGAUGGGAGCAUUGAUUGUUUUUCGUGGGUUGAUGUAAACCACUCCUCAGAUAUUGAAUUUGUUCUGAAGGAAACAAUCAAUGGGCUGUACACAAGUGUUGGAACAGAGAUGCCAUCAAAACUGGAGAAAGCAGAUGGAAAUUGUCUUCAGCACCACAUUUGCGAUUACUUGAAGGGAAAAAGGUAUGUUGUAUUCUUUGAUGAUGUGUGGGAUGAGAAGCUGUUGAGUAAAAUCAAUAUUCCACUCCAUCCUGCAUCUGCAAUUAUCAUCACUAGCCGUGAUAAAGGUAUUGCUAGCGGCUCUUUUCUUGGGGCUACGCCUCAUUGUGUUGAGGUGAAGCCACUAGAAUUGGAUAUAGCAUGCCACCUUUUCUGCAAAUAUGCUUUUCCUGCUCGGGUUUACCUGUUGCAAUUCUUGCAAUGGCUGGGUUGA
Molecule: messenger RNA, 1080 nt
Organism: Ipomoea triloba (trilobed morning glory)
Lineage: Eukaryota; Viridiplantae; Streptophyta; Magnoliopsida; Solanales; Convolvulaceae
Product: disease resistance protein RPM1-like
Exons: 1
Coding region: 1-1080 (359 amino acids)
Biological process (GO): defense response to fungus
Molecular function (GO): ADP binding
Source: RefSeq, a predicted model, not a curated record